This is a messenger RNA of Solanum dulcamara, 819 nucleotides long. RefSeq lists its product as uncharacterized. The coding region runs from base 1 to 819 and encodes 272 amino acids. Lineage: Eukaryota; Viridiplantae; Streptophyta; Magnoliopsida; Solanales; Solanaceae. The transcript is spliced from 3 exons. The record is from RefSeq and is a predicted model, not a curated record. Gene Ontology annotation, molecular function: nucleic acid binding.
AUGACGGCCAUCAUCUAUUGCCUACGCAUGUGGAUGCACUACCUACUUGGCUCCAAGUUCUUGGUCAAGACCGACAAUGUGGCCACUAGCUACUUCCAAUCACAAAAGAAGCUCACGCCGAAGAAAACUAGGUGGCAAGACUUCUUGGCCGAGUUUGAUUAUGAGUUGGAGUACAAGCCAAACAAAGGCAAUGUUGUGGCCGAUACCCUGAGCAAGAAGUUUGAGCUGGCUUCUAUCACUACCGCACAUUGUGACAUCCAAGAUACAAUCAAGAAUGGCCUGCAGUACGAUCCUGAGAUAAAGAGGCUUAUGAAAUUAGCCAUUCAGGACUUGUCUUGUGUGCCAGCAAGACAAAGUGGAGCAGCGUCAACCAAGAGGGCUCUUGGAGCCCCUGCCCGUAGCGUAGCGUCCAUGGGGGAGCAUGACCAUGGACUUCAUCACUUGUCUGCUGAAGUCAUGCCCGCCAUGAAGGAUUGGGCGAGGCUAUUGGACGUAGCCCAAUUCUCAUACAACCUGCAGCGGAGUGAGGCCACAGGGCGGACACCAUUUGAGCUAGCCACAGGCCAACAACCACAAACUCCACAUUUACUACCAAUUGUGUUUGAAGGCAAAAGUCUGGGGGCUUAUCACAUGGCCAAAGGUUUUGAGGAGCAGCUCGGUACUGCCAAGUCUUAUUUGGACAAGGCAGCGAAAAUGAUGAAGAAGUUUGCUGACCGCAAGUGUCGUCCCACGGAUUACAAAGUUAGAGACAUGGUCUUGGUCAAGUUCAACCCAAGGCAAUUUAAAGCAUUGCGAGGCGUGCAUCAAAACUUGGUGUGA